Gavialis gangeticus (Gharial) is the source of this 3257-nucleotide messenger RNA. RefSeq names its product metallophosphoesterase 1 (gene MPPE1). The coding region runs from base 103 to 1290 and encodes 395 amino acids. Gene Ontology annotation, biological process: endoplasmic reticulum to Golgi vesicle-mediated transport; GPI anchor biosynthetic process. The record is from RefSeq and is a predicted model, not a curated record. Lineage: Eukaryota; Metazoa; Chordata; Crocodylia; Gavialidae. The transcript has 9 exons. Gene Ontology annotation, molecular function: phosphoric diester hydrolase activity. Gene Ontology annotation, cellular component: endoplasmic reticulum-Golgi intermediate compartment.
GUAUUUUGUAGUACUGUGAAGACCUCUGAUUGGACCUGCACAUUUCUAGCUGUGUGACAAGUUCUUCCCAUUGGAGAAUUACUUCUAUAGGCUGCUUUAGCAAUGUUGAGAUUCAGCUCGGGCAUGGUGAAGAAUCUUCCUUUGAAGAAGAGAAUUUGUUUUCUUCUGAUGCUUGUGUGUCUUGCCUGCUCAGUGUUAAUCUUUUGUGAAUUUUUAAUUUAUUAUGUAGUGAUAUUUCAGUGUUAUUGGCCAGAAGUGAAAACUGACACACUUAAGGGCAGCAGACAGACUUCAGCUUCUGUUUUGAAGGCAAUGUUUUUAUCUGAUACCCACCUGCUUGGUGAAAUCAAAGGGCACUGGCUGGACAAAUUAAGAAGGGAGUGGCAAAUGGAGAGAGCCUUCCAAACUGCCCUGUUACUGCAGCCAGAUGUUGUUUUUAUUCUGGGUGAUGUCUUUGAUGAAGGGAAGUGGAGCCGCUCACAGGCUUGGGCAGAUGAUGUCAGGAGAUUUCAGAGGAUGUUUCGACAUCCAGCUCAAACUGAGCUUGUGGUUAUUGUUGGCAACCAUGACAUUGGCUUUCAUUAUGAAAUGACCACUUACAAGUUGAAACGAUUUGAAAAAGUCUUCAACUUCACCUCAGAAAUGAUAGUAACCCGGAAAGGAGUCAAUUUUGUGCUGGUGAACAGUGUUGCUCUGGAGGGUGAUGGCUGCACCAUCUGCAGUUUAGCAGAGGCAAAGCUCAUUGAGUUUUCUCAUAAAUUGAAUUGCUCCCAGCAGGAACAGAAGCAUUCCAACAAAAGGUGCAGAGAGAUGGAACAGCUUCCUGCUUCACAGCCAAUCCUUUUACAGCAUUACCCUCUUUAUAGGAGGAGCGACUCUGAAUGCACUGGAGAAGAUUCUGCCCCUCCUGAGGAGAAGAACAUCCCGUUUAAAGAAAAGUAUGAUGUACUUUCUCAAGAAGCUUCACAAAAGCUGAUAUGGUGGUUUCAUCCCCGCUUGAUUCUGAGUGGCCAUACCCACAGUGCCUGUGAAGUACUGCAUGAUGGGAAAAUUCUAGAAGUCAGUGUCCCAUCAUUCAGUUGGAGGAAUAGAAACAACCCUAGUUUCAUCAUGGGUAGCAUAACACCGACUGACUUCUCCCUCCAGAAGUGCUUCCUUCCAUUUGAGAGCAGAGUUUUUACUAUAUACUGUGCAGCUGGAGCUCUGCUUGUGGUCCUCCUACUAGCUCAUUUUCUCAUGCCAUCUUUUUAUUUUGCUCAGCGUUUAAUCAGUAAGCAUAAAGCAGUAUGAAGAGCCAAACAUCUGCAGUCAGUCACUGAUACCAAAGCUGAGAACAGUCAAACAUCAGAACUAUAUUCAUGCCAGCAAAUGACCUAAUUUGAUUGCUAGUCCAAAGGCAGGUUGCAUUCACACAUACCAUAGAAGUCCUAUACAGUUGAUAUGACUACUACAGGAUAAAUAAUUAACUGAAAUUGUUUCAUGCUGUACAAAAAUACUGUAUUCUACAAUCAAAUGAGUCCUUUUCUGCUAUAUUUUUUGUAUCAAAUAUGUAUAUUAAAAGUUUAACUGUACAUUAUGUAAAUAUUACAGCCUCAUCACUUGACUGCACUUGUGUCCUACCCUAGUAGAGGCUUAGGCUUGCAAACUGGAACACUUCUGUAUAUUUUAUUGCUGCAUGCUCUUCUUGUGUGAGACUCUGUUAAUGUCAGCAGGAGCUAGAUAAAUCAGCAUUAAGAGAUGCAGAUUUCCUUAACAUUUCUAGGAUGUCGUGGGCAAGACUGUCAUUUGGGAGAAGAAAUCCACUAGUCCCUGAUGCAUUAAAGUCAGAUGUUGAUGAUUGCAACCUGCAGCUCUUGUCUACCAGACAGUAAGUGUCAAAUAUCCCAACCCUCUGAAGUCCAGUUUGUCAAGUGUCAGAAGUGUCAAAACACACUUCGAACCUGCUAUAAAAAUUAGGGUGACACCUCUCAAACUGCUGUCUUUAAAAAGAUGUGCUAUGGUAAUUGUAAAAAUGAAGGCCCUGUUGCAUCCCAGAGAUCUGUGUGGAGAGGGUCCCUUCAUUUGCCAGUCUUCCCCAGGAAGGGAGGUCAGACACCACUGUAUUAACAGUUACCUAUGUCUUGGUCCUGGAUUAUGUGUCCCUACAAGAUUCCAAAAUAGUUACCAAAGGAGGUUACAUUAACCUUAUUGUAGAACUACCUUCAAGAUGGAAUCUCCCUUUUUAAUGGGGUUAUGCAGAUUGCUGCAUGGGGAAACCCCAACAGCAUGGCCACAGUGGGCCUCAGAGCUGGUGAAGUCAGAGGGCCUCCAAAUGGUUGGCAGUAGGUAGAUGGCAAAGACCUAGAGGCUAGAGUCCCUGCAUGGGGGAAGAGGGAACCAAAUCCCAUUUUAACCAGAGGGAAAACUGUUUUUUGCAUUGGGAAGUUUCCUUCUGAUGUCCUUGCAGAAGAAGGGAGCUCUAGCCUAACAUGUUACUUUUUAAGUCCUACCUGCAUCGCUUAUUCUUAGAAAAAAAUGCUAGUUUGUUGAUGGGGAGGAUUUGAUAGGGAAAGCAAGAGAAUUUCUGUGUCCAGUUAUUCCUAUUACUAACUACCCUCUGCCUUUCACUUUCUGGGAAACACAAUGAGAACUCUGGAGCAGAUACAGAUAUAAAAAUAUCUACAGCCCAGUAGUAAUUUCAUGGCAAGGGGUAGAAACUAUGGAAGGGUCUUAGUACAGUGUCUGUGAUUUAGUAUUGAAACAAUCCCAUGUUAAAAUAGAACCAAUUACUGAAUUUUCUCUACAGUCUAAUGGUAAGUGAAAAAAGACUGGGUUUACCAAUAGUAAGUCAUGCCUCCAUUAUAAAAAUUUGAUUCAUAGUGUUUGGCUGAAAACACUUCAGAGCUCAAUUUGUCCUUAAUUAAAACAAAGAGUGGAGACAAUCCAAGGAGUGAUAAAACAAUGUCUGAAGUAAUGUAGGCUAACACUUUUCUCUAUGUUCUGUUAUUGCAACUGUAAUUUUAGACAUUUGUACAGGUUAUCUUGGACACAGGAAAAGUAUAUACUCACAGACACAAAACACCCAUGUAUAAAAUAUAAAGCAGUGUUAUAGUUACUAAAAAGGACAUGCCUUAUUGCUACAGCAAUUCUUGCUUUUUGUAUAUUGUACUGUACCACAACUUGUUUUGAGAAUGUCAUUUGCAUAAAUUAUUCAAGUUUGAGAAAUAUUCACACAUUUUGAUUCUACAAUAUUUAAAAUAAAACAAUUUUCUAAUGUG